Messenger RNA from Penicillium argentinense, 639 nucleotides. RefSeq lists its product as uncharacterized. NCBI's taxonomy places the organism in Eukaryota, Fungi, Ascomycota, Eurotiomycetes, Eurotiales, Aspergillaceae. Gene Ontology annotation, cellular component: kinesin complex. Bases 1 to 639 code for a protein of 212 amino acids. Gene Ontology annotation, molecular function: protein binding. The transcript has a single exon. The record is from RefSeq and is a predicted model, not a curated record.
AUGACCAGCAUGGCCAGCCUAGCGUCGACGUACCGGAAUCAGGGGCGAUGGAAGGAGGCCGAAGAGCUCUACCUACAGGCGAUAGAGGCCCACAAGCAGGUGCUAGGGCCAGAGCAUCCUGAUACUCUGACCAGCAUGACCAACCUAGCCUCAACCUACUGGGACCAGGGACGAUGGAAGGAUGCUGAAAUCUUACAACUACAAGUGACGGAUACCCUUACGCAAGUGCUAGGGCCAGAGCAUCCUCACACUCUUACUAGCAUGGCCAACCUAGCAUUGACCUGUUUGGAUCAGGGAAUAUGGAAGGAGGCCGAAAAACUCAACGUGCAGGUGAUGGAGACCCGCAAGCAGGUUCUCGGACCAGAGCAUCCCGACACUCUGACCAGUAUGAACAACCUUGCUCAUACCCUUAGGUCAUCGGGUCAAUACACAGCCGCUUUGCAGUUAAUGGCCGAAUGCGUUCAACUUCGCGACCGAAAACUAGGCCCUGACCAUCCGCAUACUAUAUCUUCCAAGUCUGCUUUAAACGAAUGGCGCGGGAAGGUUGACUCCCCGUCCGGCACAGAUGGUGCUUGCAAUGAAACAUUUCGUGGACGCAAUCGAAAGGCCGGAACGGUGGAGUCGAAUUCAGUGGAAUGA